AUGGAUAAUGUGUCAUAUCCUGUGAUAUUGACUCUUAUGGUGCCAAAAGAAACUAUAUCAUAUAGGCAUGUAUAUUUUAUUUGCUUUCUUGCAUUAUAUGUGCUUAUCUUGUCAUUUAAUAUUCGUCUUGUUAUGGUCAUUAUCAUGGAAAAAGCUCUUCAUGAACCAAUGUACAUAUUCUUGUGUCAUAUGUGUAUAAAUGGGGUUUAUGGAGCCUCAGGAUUCUACCCUAAAAUUUUGUCAGAUUUAAUAUUGGAUUCAUAUGUGAUCUCCUUUCAUAUGUGUACUCUGCAAACCUAUGUUAUCUACAGCUCUUUGGUUUCUGAGAUCACAAUAUUAACAGUGAUGGCUUAUGAUAGAUAUGUAGCCAUAUGUAAACCUUUAGACUAUCAUUCUAAAUUAACUAAAAACACCUGUGUGAAAUUAAUUCUGUUCUCAUGGAUUGUCCCCACCUGCUUUUGUGUUACAGCAGUCUUGUUAUCAAACUUUAGGCCUAUUUGCAAAUAUCACAUUGACAAAUUAUAUUGUGACAACUGGUCAAUUGUAAAACUGUCUUGUGUUUCAAGUUUUGUUAACAAUGUCUUUGGAUAUGCCAUGACUGUCACAUUUGCUGGCUUUAUAGUUUUUAUCAUAGUGUCCUACUUUAAACUGAUCUCUGCAUGUAAAGCAUCUUUAGAAAACAGAAGGAAAUUCUGGCAAACAUGUUUACCACAUAUAUUAUCACUGGUGAAUUUCACUUCUGCUUAUUUAUUUGACAUCAUGUAUAGUAGAUAUGGUUCAAAUGACAUUCCAGAGAGUUUGCGUAAUUUUCUGGCUCUAGAACUGGUGAUAGUCCCACCUGUGUUCAAUCCUCUGAUCUAUGGGUUAAAUAUAAGAGCAGUGCGCUCAAGAGUUUUCACUUUAUGCGUGUCAUCCCACCAUCUGUGUGGUGGGCGUGCCGCGGGUCUGCCAAUCCCCAUCGGCGUCGUGGCUGGAGGAUCCCCCGUCUCCGCCUCCAGCCUCUGUCGUCGUCCCGCCAUCACCUCAGGACUCCGCUCUUCCAGCUGCGCCACGUUGCUCUGUCCCACUGGCUCCGUUGGGCUCCAUUGGGCUCCGUUGGGCUCCUCCCUCCCUCCAGCUCCGCCUCAGGCCUCUGUCACUCCGGCUCCGCCAUAG
This is a messenger RNA of Labeo rohita (rohu), 1155 nucleotides long. Its product is annotated as olfactory receptor 1509-like. Gene Ontology annotation, biological process: G protein-coupled receptor signaling pathway. The record is from RefSeq and is a predicted model, not a curated record. The coding region runs from base 1 to 1155 and encodes 384 amino acids. The transcript has 2 exons. Lineage: Eukaryota; Metazoa; Chordata; Actinopteri; Cypriniformes; Cyprinidae. Gene Ontology annotation, molecular function: G protein-coupled receptor activity; olfactory receptor activity. Gene Ontology annotation, cellular component: membrane.